AAUAAGAAUGUCAAAUUUCUACAAAUAGUUAACCAACAUCAUGAGAAAUAGAUCAUACAAUAAAACCACAAGACUGCUAAUUAAUGAUUUAAGUGACGAAUUAGUAAAUGAGCGAACAUAGUUUUAAAAGAAUAUCCAUAAGCAAAAAUAUAUAUGGCAAUAUUACUGUAAUAUACCAUUGAUUGACAUUUAAAGUUUCAAAGGUUUAACAAUAAAAUCAAUUUAAGCAUUGAUAAAUUUCAUAUACUUUUUUGUCUUUUCUUUGAUUAUUAUCUUUUAAGUUCAAAGCAGUUUAAUUUAGGUCACAAACAAUUUUAUUAAAUGCUUUUGGAUAGUAGAAGUUAUAACAAAUUUAAACAGUAAAAUCUAUUUAAAGUCUUCAACUAUCACUGAUAGAUUUUCUAUUUUUUAAUAUUACUUAAAGACGAAAUUACUUUGCGAUAUAAUUCCUUUCACUAUAUCGUUCUUAUAUUACCAAGAUAGCUCACUAUUUGGUUAUUUAUAAGUUAUCCAGUACAUUAAAGUGCAUAAUUUUAUUAUUGAUAUUAGAAUCAUUUAUUUUUAGCUUUAUAUGAGAGUAAAAUAAUUUUAUUUUGUGCAACUUGUUAGCCUUACGCUGAAGUUGUUUCUAAUAGCACAUGUGAUUGCUUGCUUUUGGUAUUUAUUAGGUUUAGUUGAAAUAAGGUACUUAGGGUUAGAUAAAACAUGGUUUAGUGACAGCAUAGGAGAAGAUUUAACUUGGUGGAAACUAUAUCUUGCUUCUAUGUAUUGGACUUUAACUUUAAUGAUUACAGGGUCUAACAUAAGCUUAACCGUGUUAUAAACCUUUUAUACUACUUUUAUUAUGCUAUUUACUUGCAUUGUUUUUGGAUAUAUAUUGAGCGUAAUCGGUCUCAUUUUAGCUGAGAUAGAAAAAAAACAAGAAAAUUAAAAUAAAGACAUUCGCACAAUAAAUGAAUAUAUGAAUCAAAAGAAUAUAUCAAAUAAUUUAAAAGCCAGUGUGAAUUAGAACUUACUUCAUUAUCACUAAAAGAACUUCUAAUAGUAAUAGAUUGAAAACAAUGAAGUAUUAUGCAAAAUAUCAAGCGAAUUAAAAGAUUAGCUACUUAAAGAAUAUAAUAUGAGGAUUCUAGAAAGAAUACCAAUUUUAUAUAAAAAUUUUAGCUAAUAAACAUUAAAUGAAAUAUCUUUAUGUUUAAAGGAAGAGUAUUUCUUCCCAAAUUCAAUAAUAUAAUUUGAAAACGAUAUUUAGAAUCAAUCUUUGAUGAUUAUAAUUGAAGGAUAAGUUGAAGUUAAUUCAUAUCCUAGUUUCCCAAAUAAAUAACAAGCUGGAGUUACUUUGCUAAACUCAGGAGAUGUAUUUGGACAUUUAAGUUUUUUAACUGGAUUAGCUUCAUAAAUAAAAACUAAAUCCACAGAUUUUACAAAGAUUAUGAGGUUAGAUAGAUCAGACUUGUUAAAUAUUUUAAAGAAAAAUGAUGCUGAGUAUCAAAAGUUUUGUGAGAUUAAAGAUAAAAUACUUUUAUAUAGUAGAUAUAGUGAGGGUGGUUUGAAAUGCUAAUUAUGUGAAAGUAGUACACAUCUUAUUUACAAUUGUAGUCAUAUAAAUUUAAAUAAAAAUGGAAUGCUUACCAAAUUACGAAUCUUUGAGUAAGAAAAUUAGAAUAGGAAAUAAUUUAAAAGAAAAUCUCAAUACAAUUAAACCCCUUUAGCUCUUAUUAAAUACUAAAAAGGAAUAAUAAAAAAUUUGUAGUUUUAAUUAGAGUGUGAAAGUUUUUUCUCACAUUAAUCAUAAUCAGAAAAUUCUUCAUCAGAAAGCUCAUAAAAUGAAUAGUAAGAUGAAAUAGUUAGUUUUAAAUAAUACAAUUAAAAAAGGUAAAGUGAGGUUUUUAAAAUGGAAUCUGAUCUUAAUACAGUAUAGUUAUUUGAUAGAAUUAACAAUAACUUUCGAUAUAGUGCUUAACUUACAAAAUUAGAUAGCCGUGAAAAUGAGGAAAUUUUAAUGCUUGAUUCAAAAAAAAUUUAGAAGGUGGAUUCUUAAAAUGAAAAUUAAGGUUCAAAUUUGAAUAACUAAAUUAAUAUUAGCUAAAGUAGUAACGGAGCUUGCAUAAGUAAUCUUAAUGUUUAAAUCAAUAGUCCAGAAGUUGAGUAGAAAAACGCUAUUUAAACUAACAAAAUCAAUUCAUACUUAAGUAAUUUUCUUCCACGAAGAUAAAGCAUAGCUAAAAAAAUACCUGAAUGUAAUGAAUCUAAAACAAAUUAUUCUAAUUAGAUAUCACUUGAAAAAAGAAGGUAAGGAAUAAAUGAUUUCUUUUUAAAGAUAUUCGAAAAGGGUUAGCUUUAUUAGUAAACUAUAGCUAUGAAUGCAAUAAAAAAUAAUGACACAUUAUAAUAAUCAUUAGAAUAUAACGAGUGGUUAUUUGACUCACUAAGAGAUUUUGAGUUUUAUUUUAAUUACAAUAAUUCAAAAUACAUUUUAAAUAAACUCUCUAAAGUUAAAAUAAAGAAAAUAAAGCAAUAAAAAAAAGUGAAAGCAGAUUUAAAAGAAAAAAUUAAAUGA
Messenger RNA from Tetrahymena thermophila SB210, 2560 nucleotides. Its product is annotated as cyclic nucleotide-binding domain protein. The transcript is spliced from 4 exons. The record is from RefSeq and is a predicted model, not a curated record. NCBI's taxonomy places the organism in Eukaryota, Ciliophora, Oligohymenophorea, Hymenostomatida, Tetrahymenidae.